Molecule: messenger RNA, 3396 nt
Organism: Oryza sativa Japonica Group (Japanese rice)
Lineage: Eukaryota; Viridiplantae; Streptophyta; Magnoliopsida; Poales; Poaceae
Product: ethylene receptor 3-like
Biological process (GO): response to ethylene; phosphorelay signal transduction system
Cellular component (GO): endoplasmic reticulum; endoplasmic reticulum membrane
Molecular function (GO): protein binding; ethylene binding; ethylene receptor activity
Source: RefSeq, a predicted model, not a curated record
AUGCUCCGUGAUCACUGCUGUCUCCCCCACUUGCUCUCACUACCGACCACUGCUGAUGCUCCUCUUCUUGCUCGGUUUCUUUCUCCCGCGGACACUGAAACCCAACAACAGCCAAUGCCUAUCAACACCCUAACCACUUGCUGCCUCCCAUGGCGUAAGCCCUCCUGCAUAGCUGGCGUCUUUACCUUCCUCUUCCUCUUCUUGGUGCCUCUCUCGGUCUCUCAUCUCCUCUCCUCUCCUCUCCAGAUCAAUUGGAUGGCAUCUUUCCCUGGAACCCAAUAUCGAUAGCUUCACUGUUGCAGACAACAAACUGGUUCUGCUCAACUUUGAGGACGGCCGCCCAGUUCGAUGAAUCGAUCCGUGGAUCCAAUUCUGCUCUGCUGAAGCUUUGAUCUUUCUGAUUACAGAUGAUGCCAUUCCGGGAUGUUGCUCUCCACUUGGACGCCAGGAUGCUUCCAGGGCAAUAAAAUCUUGUUAAGAUCUCUAAUCACAUGGUAUUAUCUCGAAUUUAUGCCAAAGCUGCGGCCUUUUUAUUUUCUUUUUUACUUAACCUUGCCAAGUUGCGCUACGGAUUCGCCGCCUAUUUCUGACAAAAGCUCCUCCAUUUUCCUCCCAUUGGCGCAGCAGCAGCAGCUAGUCCACUGGAUGAUGCCUCCAAGAUUCAGAUGCCAAGAUUACCUCCUGCCGCUGCUGCUCGCCCUUUCGCCGGCCGCCGCCGCCGCCCGCGAGGUGGAGUACCACCAUUGCCACUGCGACGGCGGCGGCGGCGGCGGCGGCGGGGGGUUGUGGAGCAUGGACAGCAUCUUCAGGUGGCAGAAGGUGAGCGACCUGCUGAUCGCGGCGGCCUACUUCUCCAUCCCGCUGGAGAUCCUCUACUUCGUCGCCGGGCUCCGGCAUCUCCUCCCGUUCCGGUGGGUGCUCGUCCAGUUCGGCGCCUUCAUCGUGCUGUGCGGCCUCACCCACCUCCUCACCGCCUUCACCUACGAGCCGCACCCGUUCAUGGUGGUGCUCCUCCUCACCACGGCCAAGUUCUUGACGGCGCUCGUCUCCUUCCUCACCGCCAUCACGCUGCUCACCCUCAUCCCGCAGCUGCUCCGGGUCAAGGUGAGGGAGAGCUUGCUGUGGCUCAAGGCCAGGGAGCUCGACCGCGAGGUCGUCCUCAUGAAGCGGCAGGAGGAGGCGAGCUGGCAUGUCCGGAUGCUCACCCACGAGAUCCGCAAGUCGCUCGACCGCCACACCGUGCUCUACACCACCCUCAUCGAGCUCUCCAGGGUGCUCGGCCUCACCAACUGCGCCGUCUGGAUGCCCGCCGCCGGCGAGAUGUGCUUGACGCACGAGCUCCGGCGAGACGGCGGCGGCGAGGAUGGCGUCGUCGGCGUCGACGACGCGGACGUCGUCGAGGUGCGGGGGAGCGACGGCGUCAAGCUGCUCGGGCCGGACUCGGUGCUCGCCGCGGCGAGCGGCGGCAAGGAGGAGGGCACCGGCGCGGUGGCGGCGAUCCGGAUGCCGAUGCUGAAGGUGUCCGACUUCAAGGGCGGCACGCCGGAGGUGAUCCAGACGAGCUACGCCGUGCUGGUGCUGGUGCCCCCCGCCGGCAAGAGCUGGGGGCGGCACGAGAUGGAGAUCGUCGAGGUGGUCGCCGGCCAGGUCGCCGUCGCGCUGUCGCACGCGACGCUGCUGGAGGAGUCCCGGGCGAUGCGGGACCGGCUGGCGGAGCAGAACCGCGAGCUGCUGCAGGCGCGGCGCGACGCGCUCAUGGCGAACGAGGCGAGGCAGGCGUUCCAGGGCGUGAUGAGCCAGGGGAUGCGCCGCCCGAUCCACUCCAUCCUCGGCCUCGUGUCCAUGGUGCAGGAGGAGGCCCUGGCGCCGGAGCAGAGGCUCGUCGUCGACACCAUGGCGCGCACCGCCACCGUCGUCUCCACGCUCGUCAACGACGUCAUGGAGAUGUCGGCCGACAGCCGCGAGCGCUUCCCGCUCGAGACGCGGCCGUUCCACCUGCACGCCAUGAUCAGGGACGCCGCCUGCGUCGCCCGGUGCCUCUGCGACUUCAGGGGGUUCGGCUUCGCCGUGCACGUCGAGAACGCGCUGCCGGACCUCGUCGUCGGCGACGAGCGGAGGAUUUUCCAUGUCCUGCUCCACAUGGUCGGCAACCUGAUUGGCCGCACCGAGCCCGGGCAUGUCACGCUCCGGGUGCGCGCCGCCGACGACGACGUGCUGGACGACAGGCUCGGCCAGAGGUGGGAUCCAUGGUGGCCGUCCUACUCCACUGGCUACUCCUCGGUGAAGUUUGUCAUUGGUGUCAAGCGGCAGCAGAACGGCGAUGCCGGCUCGCCGCUGUCGCGGAGGCCGAGUGGGAAGGGCAUUGAUCUCAGACUUAGCUUCAGCAUGUGCAGAAAGCUUGUGCAGAUGAUGCAAGGGAACAUCUGGGCGAUUCUUGAUCCCCAAGGGCUACCGGAGAGCAUGACUCUGGUGCUCAGGUUUCAGCUGCAAUCGCCACUGACAUCAUCAAGCCUUGGAGGAUCAUUCGAGCAGAAGCACUCGUCGCCGUCGUGCCAGAUUGCAGGCCUGAAGGUUCUGCUUAUCGACGACGAUGACGACAUCAACCUUGUGGUUGCUCGGAAGCUAUUGGAGAAGCUCGGCUGCGUGGUCUCCUCGCCGCCUUCAGGAUCAGGAUUUCUCAGCUCUGUUGGCUCCUCAGCAGCAGCCUUCCAGCUUGUCAUGGUGAACCUCGAAAUGAAGAGAGUAAAAGCCCUUGAUGUCGCGACGAGGAUCAGCCAGUACAGGAGCGGCCGAUGGCCAAUCGUCAUGGCCAUGGCUUCCGACCAGAAGGCCUGGGAGAAGUGCGCUCAAUCCGGGAUCAAUGGCAUCCUCAAGAAGCCGGUGAUUCUGCAGGAGUUGAAAGACGAGCUGGCGCGAAUUCUUCAGAGCACAUGAUGCUGAUGUUUGCUGGAGGUCUGUUUGUCUAAGAGCUCUGAAGUCUGAAUCGGUAAAAGCUGUGAAUCCUGUGAUCAGUGUACAACCUCGUCAUCCAGCAUUGAAGAAUGAAGAACUCAGAAGAAUUCUGUGAUCAGUGUACAAUCUCGUCAUCCAGCAUUGCAGAAUGAAGAACUCAAAAGAUCUUCGCGGCGAAAACGGGGAACAUCUCUAACGAAAGAAAGGGUGCCCUGAUGGAUGGCAAGAACACAUGGAAUCUUGGCAGCAAUGGCGUCCCCGAGAAAUCUUCUUCGCACAAAUUUUGUAAUAUGAGUUUGAGUGGGAAUACAAGUCGUGUAAUUUUCUAAUGAUCGAGAUGUACACUCGGGUGAAGUCAAGGGAAUUCGUACUUGACUCUCUCUGUCAAAGCAAAUCAUGAGAUUGGAAUCAAUGAGAUGAUAUCUCAAAACACUUUCAGUUGCA